AUGGACAAGCUCAGCGUCGCAUCAAAGUUUCAGGGUAUCUUGGAACGUCACUACAACAAGUGGAACAAAUGGCUGGAAGGCUACAACUGCUGGCCGUUCAAGAAGCUCAAGGUCCACAUGGUGUGGUGGGCUGCCAAGGACAAGGCGCAGUUCGAAUGGACCGACGACUCGCUUGGCCCUGUCUACGAGGGCAGCGUCGACUCGGAAGGCGUACCGCAGUGCCCCGAUGAGUGCUAUCGCUUCUAUGACAACGUGAACAACCGAUGGUCGGACACGAGCUCCUGCACGGGUGAGCCGUUCGAUGUCUCGUUUUGGCUGAAUGACAAGAUCCCUUACGGCUUUGGCUACGACUGGGGCCAGGAGGUGAGUCUUAACGACACCAUGGACAACCUUUACGACGAGAACAUUAUGUUUAUCGGCCACGAGAUCGGCCACGGCUUCGGUUUGCCGGACUUUUACGGACUUGAGACCAAGCCGUCCAAGGACUUCCCCAACUCGAUUAUGAUGGCGUACAGCUCCACUACAAUCACACCAAGCGACGGCUGGAUGCUGCGUCGUGUCCUCGACCGCGUCCGAUCGCGCUACAACUUCUAA
Molecule: messenger RNA, 594 nt
Organism: Phytophthora infestans T30-4
Lineage: Eukaryota; Oomycota; Peronosporomycetes; Peronosporales; Peronosporaceae
Exons: 2
Coding region: 1-594 (197 amino acids)
Source: RefSeq, a predicted model, not a curated record